Caenorhabditis bovis is the source of this 2400-nucleotide messenger RNA. The record is from the annotation of a GenBank genome assembly. NCBI's taxonomy places the organism in Eukaryota, Metazoa, Nematoda, Chromadorea, Rhabditida, Rhabditidae.
AUGACGAGUGGAAGAACGAGAACGUGGUCGAAUAGUCUUGAUUCAAAUGAGGAUCCAGUUGCCGGAUUGGAGCGGGUGAUGUCCAAUCAGGAUAUUGAAGGAAUGACAAGAAGGAGGAGGAGAGAACAAGACGAACUUCGAUUCACGACGAGAUCAAUGAUAAGCAAUCGUACCGAAUCGCAUGAAGCUCUCUCCGCUCGUUAUGAAAGCUUGAAUUAUGAAGUUUCCGAGAAUCAGCUUUACCGAGACGCUGAGAAGAAAAAGACGCACCAGAUGACAUUAUGGACAAUAUCAAGGAAUCGAUGGAUUGUCUGUUUUUUCAUUGGUGUCUUCACGGCCUUAGUGGCAGCAUUCAUUGACAUUAUGGUGCAUUACAGUAAAGAGUUCAAAUUUAACACAAUUCUCAAAUAUUUUUUGUCGAAAUGCAACGAAGAGCAGCGUGGAACAACCUCGGGAUGCAUGUGGACUGUGAUGAUCGCCUGGAUUGUUUAUAAUUGCGUUCUUGUCACAAUUGCAUCAAUUUUGGUGAUUUUCAUUUCGCCGAUUGCUGGUGGAUCUGGAAUACCGCAAAUCAAAUGCUAUCUCAAUGGAAUUGCGAUUCCCGAAGUAAUUCGUUUGAAGACAUUAAUAUGCAAGGCGAUAGGAGUUGCUUGUUCGGUCGGAGGCGGCCUUUGCGCUGGAAAGGAAGGCCCGAUGAUCCAUUCGGGAGCUGUUGUUGGGGCAGGCGUAUCGCAAGGACGAAGUGUUUCCCUUGGACUCGAUUCUGGGAUGUUCAAAGAAUUUCGAAACGAUCGAGAACGACGUGAUUUUGUGUCUGCUGGCGCAGCUGCAGGAGUGGCGGCUGCUUUCGGAGCUCCGAUUGGUGGAGUACUAUUUUCUCUUGAGGAAGGUGCGAGUUUUUGGAAUCAGAAUUUAACAUGGAGAAUGUUCUUCUCUUCGAUGAUUUCUUCGUUCACGGUUAGUUGGAUUUUGAGUUGGUUCAAUGGACGUAGUGGAUGGCUCUCGUGGACCGGACUCGCCAACUUUGGAAUUUUCGAAAAUAAAGAUUACAACAUUUGGGAAAUUCCCUUCUUUCUUCUGAUCGGAGUUAUUGGAGGAGUUCUCGGUGCACUUUUCAAUUAUCUCAACACGAGAUUGGCAGAAUUCCGGAAACGCUAUGUGAAUAGUAGAGGAGCGAGGCUUUUCGAAUGCGUUCUUGUUGCAGCAAUUUCAGCAUUCCUCGCUUUUCUUACAAUUUUCGCCAUUGAUGAUUGUCAACCAAUCGGUGUGAAUCCGACGGCCACUUCAACACAAAUCAAUCAGAUGUGGUGCCAAAAGGGCGAAUAUUCGGCAGUGGCUAGUCUUUUCUUCCAAAACCCCGAAGAGAGUGUCAAGAGUUUAUUCCAUAGUCCAAUAAAUUCUUUUGGCGCACUGACUCUUAUUAUCUUUGGAGUUGAAUAUUUUAUGUUGACAUUGUGGACAUUCGGAAUUGCAGUUCCAGCCGGAAUUUUCAUUCCAGCUCUUCUCACCGGAGCAGCAUGGGGAAGGCUUUUUGGAAUAUUUGUGGAGCAACUAUUUCCGACUGUGACCGGAAUUGAUCCUGGAAAGUAUGCACUUGCUGGAGCUGCAGCUCAACUCGGCGGAAUUGUCAGAAUGACAAUUUCCCUCACUGCUAUUAUUAUGGAGGCUACGAAGGAUAUAACUUUCGGAUUGCCCAUUAUGUUAGUUUUGAUGAUUACCAAAUGGGUUGGAGAUAUGUUCAAUGAAGGACUCUAUGAUUCUCAUAUUGACCUAGCCGAAGUCCCAAUUCUUGGAUGGAAUCCUCCGAAAAUGAGCAGAAAUAUUCUUGCCGACCGAGUUAUGCGUCGUGAUGUUGUCGCAUUGGAAACGAGAGAACGAGUUUCUAGAAUUGUUGAAAUCCUCCGUUCUACAAAUCAUCACGGAUUCCCUAUUGUUGACCGAAUCGAAGAAUCCCCAACAGAUAGUUUGCCAGAUUACGGUAGAUUAAAAGGAUACAUUUUGAGAUCUCAGCUAAUCAAAUUGCUGGAAAACAGAAUAUUCGAUGACGACACAUCUGUAUCGUCUUCGCCACAAUUGCCUUCUGACUUUUAUGAGUGUCAAGAUGAAGACAUACAAAUGAAGUCAAUUUCCGAACUUGGAUUAUCUGCAUAUGAUGAGUCUUGUUGGCUGAAUAUGGGUCCAUAUAUGCAUCCACAUCCUCAUAGAGUCCCUCUGAACACUUCUUUGCCAUUCAUAUUUCGCAUUUUCCGUGGAUUAGGAUUGCGAUACCUAUUUGUUAUCAAUGAUGACAAUCAUCUGCGCGGUGUCAUUACUAGAAAAGACGUUGCCAGAUUCCGCGAACGACGAAGAAACCAGGAAUAUCAAGUAGAAGAGCUUUACAUUUCAGAAGAACACAUUUAA